ACUCAGCUCCGUCGUGUUCACGUGUGCGACCGUGUUCUUGGUAAGGUUAUCGCGACAGAAAGUGGCAUGUUGAUGCGUAGAAUACCAUCAAUAUUUCAUUUCUCUCGGGUUUAUCAUCAACAUAUUUGGAUAAAAGACCAGGUUGGCAAUUUCCUAAUCCGAAAAUACAACAUUUUGAGUAGGAACACAAUGUCUGACGAUAAUGGAAGUGGCUCCAAGCGUACAUGUGUGCGAAUAGGAACGCACAAUGGAACGUUCCACUGUGACGAGACCUUGGCCUGUUACAUGCUGCAGAGACUACCGCAGUAUAAAGACGCAGAAAUUGUCCGCACCAGAGACCCGGCUGUUCUAGAAACCUGCGACAUUGUGGUCGACGUCGGUGGGGUGUUCGAUCCAAAACGACAUCGCUAUGAUCAUCACCAAAGAACAUUCAAAGACACCAUGAAUUCCUUGAACGCCGAGAUGCCAUGGACCAUCAAACUCAGCAGUGCCGGUCUCGUCUACUUUCACUUCGGUAAAGAGGUCAUCUGGAGGACCCUUGACCUUUCACCCGAUGACCCCGACGUGACCUCUGUCUAUAACAAGGUCUAUGAUAACUUCAUGCAAGAGGUCGAUGCAAUUGACAAUGGCGUGGAUCAGACAGAUGAAAAGCCGAGGUACGUAGUCUCUACAAACCUGAGCGCUAGGGUGGGCCACCUAAACCCCAAAUGGAAUGACGAGGUCCAAGAUUAUGAGAGUGGUUUCAAGAAGGCCGUAGAGUUGACAGGGAAGGAGUUCCUUGAUAGAGUAAACUAUUAUGGUAAGGUGUGGUUACCGGCCAGGAGUGUUGUCAAGACAGCCCUACAAGAAAGAUUCAAUGUGGAUGCUUGUGGAGAGAUCAUCACCUUCCCUCAGGGAGGCUGUCCAUGGAAGGAACAUCUAUUUGAGCUGGAGAAGAUCCUUGAUCUCGAGCUCCCUAUCAAGUAUGUCCUGUACCCGGACAACAGCGGAGCCUGGAGAAUACAGUGUGUACCAAUCAACAGACAUUCCUUUGACAACAGACUCUCCCUCCCGGAGAAGUGGCGUGGUGUUCGUGACGAGGCCCUCAGUGAACUCUCUGGGAUCUACGGCUGCAUCUUUGUGCAUGCAUCAGGAUUCAUUGGCGGCAACAAGUCUAAGGAGGGAGCCCUACAGAUGGCCAGGAAAUCCCUACAAAUGGGGCAAGAAAUGGACUGAAAGGGACUUUGCCCGUUGUGCCAGACAUUGCUUGUUGUCGCUGUUUAUAUGCUUUUAUUGUCAAUUUGAAGUAUGUGUCUCAAUGUAACGCUCAGCACCAACCUGACUCGUUGACCCACAAGGAUAACCAUUAAUCAGGGCCCCAUUUCACAAAACCUGUCCUCAGUGACAAAUGAAAUUUAGUGUUGUAAGCUAGUGAAAUCCUUGCUUCUGAUUGGUUAUCAGCAGAUUUGUCACUGAUUUUUAUCACUUGUUAUUGAAAAAAGACUUUGUGAAACGUACCCUGGUGUGUUUAGGCUUUUGUAUAAGCUCUUAUUUUUGUGAAGGUUUUAUUUUUGCAGAUUUGCCAUAGAUUCGCAAAAUUCAACAAGUGAAAAUGCGCUGGUAACGCAUAUACGAUCAUGUAUUGUAAGUAACCUGGGUCAGAUAUUGCAAAAUUUCUAUGUUUCUCUCGUCCUUUCAAAACCGUAUCCUGCACAUUCCAUGAUUACAUAAUCAUUACAAAUGGGGCAUCAUUGUAUAUGGAAAAAAACAGGCCUUUCAGUGAUACCAAUGUCAUGUACAAUAAUAUAGUAACAAUAUAGAUAUCAAUGCUCAAAUUUGAAUUGAGUACUUUUUUUGAGGGGAUUGCUAGCAGAUUUGUAUGGAAUAUACUAUGUCUGUAUUGGUUGUUGCUGCGUGAGACAAGCCUCAAGCAAUCUUUGCUACACAAAGUCAAACUGUCAUACCUGCUUUAACAAUCACGUUUGAAAAAAGACGUGUCUGUAAAGACAUUUUUCAUUGCAAAAUGUAUUCAAGGAACCUGCAUACAUGUAUAAAGACGGUUAAUCUUGUCUCCCUUGAGUUGUAUAUAUAACAGGGUUCACUGAUUGGACUAGCGCACAGUGUUUCCAAGCUAGGGACUAUUUCGACUCAACUACCUCGACUGAUUUAACUAAAGAACCAGACUAGGCAUAAAUAGUCUAAAUUCAAGCUUCGAUUUAUGAAUCCCAUUUCAUUUUUUUAAAAUAUUAACCUUCAGACUUCAGACCUUUGGGAAUAACGAAAUUAGACCAAAAAGUGGACAUUCAUGUACAUAUUACAUGCAUGUGCUUUUUUAUUUUGUAUUGUGACAUGCAAAUUAAAGUGCUGAAUUGUAAAUCUAUCUGAA
Molecule: messenger RNA, 2365 nt
Organism: Strongylocentrotus purpuratus (purple sea urchin)
Lineage: Eukaryota; Metazoa; Echinodermata; Echinoidea; Camarodonta; Strongylocentrotidae
Gene: myg1
Product: UPF0160 protein MYG1, mitochondrial
Exons: 8
Coding region: 67-1215 (382 amino acids)
Cellular component (GO): nucleus; cytoplasm
Source: RefSeq, a predicted model, not a curated record